GUCCCAUUUGACAGGCACAUAUUGGAACACUGUACCGCGUCUUUACAUCGUGGGAGCUCCUGCUUUUACAUGGAUUAACAUAUUUGCCCACUUUCUGUCUUAGGCAAACUUAACUGAAACUAAAAUCAAUGUGGCACAUUAGAGGAAUUCUUUUCUAUCCCUUUAAACCUUCACCUUGAUACUUGAUCCAUCCGGAACUUCAUCCGAGCUUAUCACCGAUCGUCUCUUUACUUCCGAAUCAUGUCGUCUUUACAACCCCGCCGUCGGUCGAGGGCUAGAUUUGAAGAAGAAGAUGGCGAAGCAUCUUCAGAAACAGAUUCAUCAAAAAGACAAAGACAAUUCAGAAGUGGUACACUGAAAGAGGAGGAUGAAAACGAUGAAGAAAACCAAAACCACCAAAAUACUUCACGAAGAAACGCCUCACGAACGCUGCAUGGUCAGAAUAUCGAAGAAUUUCAGACGGGUGCCAUUGUACGAGUUCUAGUCGAAAACUUUGUUACAUACGAACAUGCCGAAUUCAAUCCCGGUCCCAAUCUCAAUAUGGUCAUUGGCCCAAAUGGUACUGGCAAGAGUUCGCUAGUCUGCGCCAUUUGUCUAGGCUUGGGGUUCCACCCGAGGCAUCUCGGUCGAGCUAGCAACGUUGGAGAAUUCGUGAAGCAUGGAAAGGAUACCGCUACAGUCGAGAUUGAAUUACAAAGCCCACCGAACCACCGAGUGAACCACGUCAUCCGUAUGCAGAUUCGAAAAGAAGAUAACAAAACGAAAUGGUGGGUCAACGGGAAGGACAGCACUCAUCAAGCCGUGAAGAGCCUCACGAAUGAUCUGCACAUCCAAAUCGAUAAUCUUUGCCAGUUUCUACCCCAAGAUAGGGUUGCCGAGUUUGCUGGUCUUACCCCCGUCCAACUUCUUCACGAAACACUUCGAGCGGCCGCCCCCGAACAGAUGACCGAGUGGCAUAAUCUGCUGAAAGAGCUCCACAGAAAACAAAAGGAGGUGAAGGAUAGACUUGACGCGUGUGCUGAGACCCUUAAGGGACACGAAUCACGUCAGCAGGGGUCUCAAGCCGAUGUUGAUAGGCUCCGUGAGAGAGAGGCAAUCCAGGAAAAGAUCCAAGACCUCCAAUGCGCCCGCGCUAUUGCUGAGUACAAUACGCUUCGUCGCGAGAUGGGUGAAGCGAAGCAGAGGAGGUCGGAUUUUACGAAGAAGUUACAGGAACUGGAACAUGCCUGUGGGCCUGCUUUGGAAGCGGUCAAUCGAAAGCAGGAAUACCGAAGUGAAAUCCAAAGAGUCGUUUCAGAGCGCAAGCAAAGGUUGGUCCAGGCCGUGACGGCAUGCCAACAAUCACUGAGGGCGGUUGAGACCCAAGAGGAGCGAAUAAAGCAUCUUCAAAACAAGAGGAAUGCGGAGGAGACUUCUCAUACUUCCAAACGGGCCGAUAUUGCGCGGAUACGCAGAACAGUUACAGAGCUUGAAGCCAAGCUUCAGAAUAAGCCUAACGAGUUCAUUGGCGCUGAAUGGAACCAAAAGAUUCGUGAACAAGAGCACAUGUUACGCGACAAUGAGGCAGAAAAGCGUACGCUCCGUGGCCAGUUUGAUGAAUUGAAAGAACUGAACAGAAGGAAAAACGAAGAGAAGAAUCAGUUCAUGCGUGAUCUAACGGCCCUCGACUCCCAAGAAGGCCAAAAAUUUGCUUUUCUGAAAAGGACCAAUCCGGACGCUGCGAAGGGCUGGGAAUGGCUUCAGGAACACCAAGAUGAGUUUGAAAAAGAGGUAUUUGGCCCACCAAUGUUGAACUGUUCGAUCACGGAUCAGCGGUACUCGGACCAAAUCCAAUCACUCUUGGCAGUGGACGAUUUCCUCUGCUUUUCUUGCCAGACUGCAAAUGAUCACAAGAAGCUAAGCACGAAAUUUUUCAAGGAUUUAGGAAUAUCUGUGAGUAUCAGGACGUGUGGGAAUGCUUUCGCUUCGUUCCGGCCAGCAGUUCCCAAAGAAGAAUUGCGCCAAAUGGGUCUUGAUGGAUAUGCUAUCGAGUAUAUCGAAGGUCCAGAGCCUGUCCUUGCAAUGCUCUGCUCGGAGAAGAGGUUACAUGCUUCCGCGGUCGCUCUUAGAGAAAUCAGCAAUGAUCAAUACGAACGCAUAAUAGGAAGCGAGAAGAUCCCUAGCUUUGCCAUAGGCAAAUCAAUAUAUCGUGUUACAAGACGCAGGGAAUAUGGCAGCGGCGCGGUCUCCACCAGUACAAGAAGGAUCAACCAAGGUCGCUUCUGGACCGAUCAGCCCGUUGACAACGCCGAUAGGGUUCGAUUACAGAGACGGGUCAAUGAAAUCGAAGAUGAAAUCCAGGAAAUUGGGGGCCAGGGACGGGAACUCAAGACUCGUAUCUCUGAGAUCGAGGCCGCCUAUCGCCCGAUCUACGAUAAAAUAGAAGCAUUGAGAAAAGAUAAGAAUGAGCUGCAAAGAGCUGCAACCCAAUACGCAACACUCGGGGACAAAAUCGCGACCGAGAAGAGGAUGCUAGAAGAAAUGCAGAACGCGCUUGUUGAAUGCAGGGAGAGGAUAUUUGAGUAUAGCGCUCAAGAAGAUAGCGCUAUCGUCGAGAAGGCUAGAUGCGUUCUACAGUACAAGGAAACACUAACCCAGAUCCGAGAUGCCAACCAAGCCUUGCUAGAGGGGCGAAUUCGCUUCAUCGAAGCAGACUCGGAUGUGAAAGGACUGGAAGAGCACAACUUCAACAUCAAACAACAGCUUGACGAGGCAAAAGCAGACAUUCAGACAGUUAGAGCCGAAAUAGAGCGGCUUAAGAGCACUGCUAGCACCACUAAGCGUAGAGUAGAAGAAACCGUCGGCCCAGGCGGUGGUGAACGACUUCACUACUUGAACGGGCUCAUUGGGGACAAAUCUCCCGAGGAUGUCGAUAACGAUAUCAGUGCCGAGUCUACCAAACUUGAACUUAUUCACGGAGUUGACCCCAUGAUUAUGCGGCAAUACGAGAAGCGUGCACAGGAGAUUCAAACCCUGACUCAGAAGAAGAACGAGAUGAACGCUAAACUCGAAUCGUAUGCCCGGAAGAUGGGACAAAUACGAGAGCAAUGGGAACCUGCUCUCGAGGAAGUUGUCGGAAAGAUCAACGAUGCCUUCGGAUACAACUUCGAGCAGAUCAAUUGUGCGGGUGAGGUUGGUAUUCAUAAGGACGAGGACUUUGAACAGUGGGCUAUCGAGAUCAAAGUCAAGUUCCGCGAAAACGAAACCCUCCAACAACUCAACCAACACCGUCAAUCCGGUGGUGAGCGCGCCGUAUCCACUAUCUUUUACCUGAUGGCCCUGCAAUCGAUGGCACAAGCUCCCUUCCGCGUUGUCGACGAGAUUAAUCAGGGUAUGGAUCCGCGCAACGAGCGCAUGGUGCACGAACGCAUGGUCGAGAUCGCGUGUCGCGAGCACACGAGUCAAUACUUCCUGAUUACACCCAAGUUGCUUACGGGCCUACGAUACGACGAGCGCAUGCGUGUUCUGUGUAUUGUGUCCGGCGAGCAUAUGCCGCCUGCAGAAGAUGCGAGAAGACUAGAUUUCGGAAAUAUUGUUAAGAUCCAGAGAAGCCUGGCUAUAGCUUCGGCUGCAUAAGUGCGAGAGCUGAAGUUUCAGCUCUAGAAUGGUUAAGAUGACGAGGCGCAUCUACCUGCUGUUUUCGGUUCUGUGCCUUUUUCUGAUUUCUUUCGGGUCCGUAGCCCAUCAGUGUGUAUGUGUAUGAAUAGAGGCGCAAAUGACGUUCUAAGAGUUACGGAGGAUUGUAAUAGGGAACGCAUAGCCUAUAUGCUCAAGGAGUCUGGCCAAAGGAAAAGGAGCAAUAAAGGUCAUGGAACGGAUAUAGGGAUUACGGCAACUAGGCGUAGGAAGAGCAGGAUUGCGACUUGCUUUUAUGUACGAAUGAGUUCCACGAACGAAUUCUUCUUAAUUAUUUGUAGGAAAACUGGCGAUACAUGCUAUAGUACUAUAACACGACAAUUU
Molecule: messenger RNA, 3999 nt
Organism: Hypoxylon trugodes
Lineage: Eukaryota; Fungi; Ascomycota; Sordariomycetes; Xylariales; Hypoxylaceae
Product: P-loop containing nucleoside triphosphate hydrolase protein
Exons: 5
Coding region: 241-3615 (1124 amino acids)
Biological process (GO): double-strand break repair via homologous recombination
Cellular component (GO): Smc5-Smc6 complex
Molecular function (GO): ATP hydrolysis activity; ATP binding
Source: RefSeq, a predicted model, not a curated record